Ophidiomyces ophidiicola is the source of this 1089-nucleotide messenger RNA. RefSeq names its product ammonium transporter (gene MEP2). The record is from RefSeq and is a predicted model, not a curated record. Gene Ontology annotation, molecular function: metalloendopeptidase activity. Lineage: Eukaryota; Fungi; Ascomycota; Eurotiomycetes; Onygenales; Onygenaceae. The transcript is spliced from 2 exons. Gene Ontology annotation, biological process: proteolysis. The coding region runs from base 1 to 1089 and encodes 362 amino acids.
AUGUUUUUGCCUGCUGUCGUCACGGUUUUAGCGGCUUUGGCUACGCCAGCCUUCUCCUUUGCCAUCUCCCGCCUGCCCCAGGCUACCCAAGAUCUUGAUAUUAAGCUCACUGCCAUCAGCAAUACUCGCAUCAAGGCUGUCAUCACCAAUACUGCCAAUCGCCCCCUCAAUUUACUCAAGUACAACAACUUUUUAGAUGAUGGCCCAAUCCAAAAAGUCUCGAUCUUCAAAGAUGGGCAACCAGUGCAGUUUGAUGGAAUGCUCAGGCGCAUUCAAAUGACCGAUCUUCAUCCGAGUGUCUUCGUGCCACUCACCCCGGGGCAGAGCAUUGAAAAAGAGUUCGACAUCGCGUCUACUGCUGAUUUGGCCGCUGGUGGCACGUUUACUAUCUCAUCUCAGGGCUUGAUUCCUUUUGCCGAGGCUAACGCAACCACUCUCGCCGGUGCGAUGGCUUUCAAGACGAAUCAACUUGAUCUUGAGAUUGACGGCACCCUCGCCGCGUCUGUUGCUAAGGCCAUUACAGCCCUUUCCCCAAGAACCCGGGUUGACUCCGGCUGUUCUGGAGCAGAGAAAAACUCCCUUUUGGCUGCCCUUAAGAGUUCUGCUUCACUCUCCCAGGCCGCAGCUCGGGCAGCCCAAAGCAACCCUACCAAGCUGGCUGAAUAUUUCCGCAACAGUGAUUCCCGAACCGUACAAGCCGUUGUCGCUCGCUUCCAAGCCGUCGCGCGGGAAUCUAGCUCGACCACUGGCGGUUCUACCAGAUAUUACUGCAAGGAUAGCAUGGGCGGCUGUCAGCAGAAUGUCCUCGCAUACACUCUUCCAUCUCAGAACUUGGUCGUCAACUGCCCUAUCUAUUACCGCCUGCCACCGCUCUCGCGGAGUUGCCACGCCCAAGAUCAGGCUACCACCACUCUCCACGAGUUCACUCACAAUCCUGGUGUCUACCAGCCCUUCUGCCAGGACAAUGCUUACGGAUAUGAAAACUGCCGUCGCCUCUCUGCCCAGCAGGCACUAAACAACGCUGAUAGUUACGCUCUUUUUGCCAACGGUAAGCCACACCUUUCUCUAUCCCUGUCAACUCAUAGCUGA